AUGAAUGGCACCAUGCAGCUUGGGUCACAGCCCUCCGGCUCUUCCACAGCAGCUGCCGCCAUAGACUACGCCCAUCAGUCGGAGAAGCUCUCGCACCAGCUCUCGCACGAUAAGGAGCACCCAGAGUCCGUUGCCGUCGAGGCCCGCUUCGUGACUCCCCAGGAUCCUGUCAUCGUCACGGCCGAUGGCCACCGUCUCCCCGGCGUGCCUUUGCCCGAGGCGUACAAGCUCAACGCCCUCAAGGCUGCCCUUGACAAGGAGAGAAGUCCAGUCCGGCGGCGCUCACGAAGCCAGUCUACCGGGCACCUGAAGAAGGUCAAAGAGGCCACGAACCAGAAGCUCCAGGGCAGGAGGGGCCGCAAACCGAGCGAGGCCGCCCUGGGGGCUUCUUCACCGCCCUCACACACCAACCCGUUGUUCCCACCACUCCCGCUUUACGGUCCGCCGUCACUGUUGAGAGACAUACAAUGUAUGACUUUCCGGGUCUCGGCAUUCUUCUUGAGCGCCGCCUUCCUCGCCGUCAUUGUGCUGGGUGCGCUGUUCACGAGUAUACCUCCUUUGUGCCUCAGGAUAUGGUCGCGGCUCAAGCUGCAAGACCCCGACACAAAACGGCCGUUUCAUCAAGAAGAGCUGCGGAGGAGUAGGACUCGUGCUGAAGAGAACGAGGCUUGGGUAAAGCAAAAGGCGGCGCGUGAGGGGGCGACCAACGGAACGAGCGACGAGAAAGGGACACCGCAAACGAGCAGCAGUAACUUCACGCCAACCGAAGGUGGACCUGAUCCCAUUGUCUGCGACCCGGCCUACUAUGCGCGCAGGGUGGGCCUCGACAUCGAGGAGAUCCAGGUGCAGACCGAGGACGGCUUCAUCAUUGACCUGUGGCACGUCUACGACCCGCGCGAAUACACAAAGCUCGAUGAUGAGGAGCGAGGAUACCGCACGCCGGACCCGUUCACCGGGUCCAAGCGCAAGCGACUCCGGAACCCCAACCAGAAGCCAAAGUUCCCCGUACUCCUGAUGCAUGGUCUCCUGCAGAGCUCGGGCGCAUACUGUGUCAAUGACGACGACUCCCUCGCGUUCUACCUGUGCAAGGCCGGAUAUGACGUCUUUCUCGGCAACAACCGCUGCGGCUUCAAGCCAAGACAUGUCUUGCUGGAAUACUCGGAUCCGCGCAUGUGGGCGUGGAACAUUCGGCAGAUGGGCGUCUACGAUCUUGCGGCGCUGACCUCGCGUGUGCUUUUCGAGACGGGGUUCGACAAGAUCGGACUGAUAUGCCAUUCGCAAGGGACAACACAGACGUUUGUGGCGCUGGCCAAGGAGCAGAGGCCGGACCUGGGAGAAAAGCUCACCGUCUUCUGUGCUUUGGCGCCUGCGGCAUAUGCCGGUCCGCUCAUAGGCAAAAUGUAUUUCAAGUUCAUGCGGAUCAUCUCGCCUGCAGCCUUCCGCAUCAUGUUUGGCAUACAUGCCUUCAUCCCACUCAUGAUGGACAUGCACGCGCUUCUCCAUCCGAAAAUCUACGGCUGGCUCGGGUACAAGGUGUUCUCGUUUCUGUUUGACUGGACGGACACGCGGUGGGACAGGGAGCUCAAGGACCGGAUGUUCCAGUUCGCGCCUGUGUACGUCAGCGCCGAGUCGAUGAGAUGGUGGCUUGGCAGAGAGUGCUUUGCCAAGCACAAGUGCAUCCUUUCCACCAAGGAGCAGUGGACGGCCGAAGAGAAAGAGGACGAGGCUAUGGGCACUCUGGGCACUGUUCAAAUCAAGGGACGGGAGAACGGCAGUGCUCUGGCAGACCAGCACGGCAAGCAGCAGCAGCAGCAGCCUGGCAGGAGACGCCUCAAGGGAUCAACAGCAUGGUACAACGAGCAGGUGUGCCCAUUCGCGCUCUGGGUCGCAGGUAACGAUGACCUGGUCGACGGCAAGAGGCUGCUGCGACGCUUCGAGAAUGGCCGGGAGCCCCAUGUCAAGGUUGUCCACAGCAAGGUCAUUGAGGGAUACGAGCACCUGGACGUCAUCUGGGCGAUGGAUGCCCGAAAGCAGGUUUUUGACGAGGUGCGGGACGUGCUGUGGAAGACGUGCAACGUCAGGGACAAGUGCCGGGUGCCGGCUGGGUGUGAGGAGGUAGAGGCGUGGGUGAGUCCAAAAGAACAAAGCCAGACGGAAGGGGAGCAGUCGAGCAGCGAUGCAGUCUCGUGA
Messenger RNA from Microdochium trichocladiopsis, 2190 nucleotides. Its product is annotated as sterol esterase. The transcript has 2 exons. NCBI's taxonomy places the organism in Eukaryota, Fungi, Ascomycota, Sordariomycetes, Xylariales, Microdochiaceae. The coding region runs from base 1 to 2190 and encodes 729 amino acids. Gene Ontology annotation, biological process: lipid metabolic process. The record is from RefSeq and is a predicted model, not a curated record.